This is a messenger RNA of Cryptococcus amylolentus CBS 6039, 1567 nucleotides long. RefSeq lists its product as hypothetical. Bases 41 to 1318 code for a protein of 425 amino acids. NCBI's taxonomy places the organism in Eukaryota, Fungi, Basidiomycota, Tremellomycetes, Tremellales, Cryptococcaceae. The record is from RefSeq and is a predicted model, not a curated record. Gene Ontology annotation, cellular component: Golgi apparatus; endoplasmic reticulum. Gene Ontology annotation, molecular function: protein-cysteine S-palmitoyltransferase activity. The transcript is spliced from 9 exons. Gene Ontology annotation, biological process: peptidyl-L-cysteine S-palmitoylation; protein targeting to membrane.
UGUCAUGUUGUUGAUCCCUUGAACACGCUGCAACCUAUACAUGGCGGCCGAUAGCCAUGCCCCGCCUCUCCACCUUCCCAGCAAUUCAGAUAUGACAGAGCACAAGCACCGCAGCAGCACACCCACGCACGCGAUGUGCCAUCCCAGACCAGACCAAAAGGGUCCAUGGAUAUCCCGUAAAUGUGCCGUCUUUAUCGUGUUUGGGCUGGCCAUAUGGUCUCUCUAUGUCGUGGUCGGGCGGGUGUGCACGCCGAUGAUUCGAGAGGUGUCGUCUACCGGUAUAGGACGUAGCCCCGGGGCUGGAACGCUUGCUGCCUUUGUUCUAUUGUGGCUCAUGUUCAUCUGGACUUAUCUACGGAUUAUCACCACGCCGCCUGGAUUUGCCAAAGACCGGGUCAAUAGAUCUCUACCGCCGGAUCCUGCGGACUACCCCCGACCCCGUUCCACUUCCCCGGUCCCCGUCGCAGACAACAGCAAUGCACCAGACCCCUCUACGCUUGCACCCACGUUCAACCUGGCUUCCCAAACGAUCCAUCGGUGGGCAUCGCAUAACGAUUCCGCAGAUACCACUAGACCUUCGACCCCGAUGGCGCAAAUGCCACCCAAAGGCGUGAAGGAUUGGCGGCAGGUUCCAAGACCGCUUCCGUACGUGGAGUAUGUCCCCAAGUGGUGCAACUACUGCGAGAUCGUCAAGCCAUCUAGAACUCACCAUUGUCGCCACUGCGGGACAUGCGUUCUACAGUACGAUCACCACUGUGUGUGGGUCGGACAAUGCGUCGGAUGGGCCAACCAUAAGUUUUUUGUCAUCUUCAAUUUCUGGACAGGCUGCUAUUGCCUCUUUACCAUGCUCUUGCUCAUCAUCACUGCUUCCAAGACUAGCGGCAUUGACGGACAAAUAGUUGCUCUGGUAGUCGUGUCUGGCCUGUUCGGGCUGUUCACUAUCACCAUGUUCAUCACCCAUGUGAUGCUCAUAACGAGUGGGCGCACAACAGUUGAGAGUUAUGCCUCGAGAGACCAGCUCGAGCGAGAGAAUUCCCUCUUGCAGAAAGAGUAUGGGUACCUGUGGCACAACCUGGAGAAACGAAAGGUGAGAAAACGGUGGAAGGAAGAGUGGGGAGGGACGGCGGUGGAUGAGAGAUGGAAGUUUGGGGGAAAGAUGGACAUGUGGCGAGAGGAGAUGGGACCAGGACCUCUUGGGUGGAUCUUUCCUGUAGGCAAGCCCCUUGGAGAUGGACAACAUUACAAGAGCAAUCCGCGUUUCGGCCCACAUGGAGAGUGGCUUCUGAAGAAGGAUUGGCCUUCGGGCGUAUCUAUUUAGAUGAUAUGACGACCUUGAUUAUAACGAAUAUGGUUCUCCUUAAUGCACUCUGGUGCCCGCGACAGCUCUCCCCAAGAUCAGCGCCGAAGAAGAGACGUCAACGAAAGGCAAAGGUAGUGCGCCGGAGAGUAGAUGGGUUGCCAGUGAACUCGAGUCAUGCAAGACGCAUUGCCGGACAUCCAUCCCGCCCUCUAGGAUCACCUUGACUCGAGCUUCCUGCCGUUGCGCAAGUUUUGUGGGCAAGUCCGG